GCGAGUCUGGAUUCUUCUUUUUGACGCGCCUCUCUGUUUCCCCUCUCUCCUCCUAUAAAUACCCUUUGCCCAUUUCUAUGUCUUCUCUCUGCCCUUUUGGGGGUUUCUCAGAGACCAAAACGAUCUCGAAACCGAGAGAGAACGAGACAGCCCCUUCUCAACAAACAACGAAAAGCCUCAUUUUUCAACCCCAACGGUAACAAUUUUUGAGAUUUGAUAGAGGAUCUGAUAACACACACAACCCUUAUAUACAUAUACAAAGACAAGAACACAGGUAGAGAGAUUGAUUGAAUUGAGAGAGGGGGAGCGAGAACCAAUUUGAAAUUUUCCUUCUUUUCCUCUUUGGGAUCUUGUCAAUCUCCUUAUACAUUGUCUACUUUGCAAAUUAUUUUAACCCUUCAAUUCUUCUUCCUUUCUUCUUCUUAUUUUCUGGAAAUCUUCUCUUUUAAACGCCAUUAACCUCUCUAUUUUUGUUUUUUCUCAAUUCUUUUUUGCUUGAAGAGAAAAUUUUUAUCUUGUGAUUUAAAAGUGUCUUUCUAUUGAUUUUUGGAAAACGAAAUUAGGGCUUUUUAUUAAGUGGGUUCUUGCCUGUUGUUUUCUUCCCCUCCCCCCCCCCCCCCCCCGGGGGUUUUGAUCAGAUCGUCAGUGUAACUGCCCUGAUUAUGAUUUUGGACUAUUUUGGGUUAUGAUGAUCAGAAAUUGAUUUGGAGAUUCACAGUUUGAUGGGAUUGUGUACCACUGUACCUAGUGUUUAAUUAAUGUAUUUUGGCAGAAGUAGGAAUCAGUAACUGGGUCUGCACAUUGAAUCUGCAAAACUGAAAUUCUUCUGUUUGACAGAAUAAGCUGAAGCACACACUUGGUGGUUGGUUUAUCUGGGCUUUGUUUACGUUUAGGGGUUUGGUUUUGAGUUAUUGAUUCUUAUAGUAAGGGGAAGCUUCUGAUAUUCAGUUUUGCUUAUGAGCAGGUUCUGCUUUCUCUGUUGGCCUAGUGGCAAACACAAAAGAUCAGAUGGUUUUGGACAUUCAGCAUUAUUUCAGGGAAAAAGGAAUAUUUCAGAUGACAUAAAUUGAUUUCCACUUAUCUGGUCAUUUUUUGUGCUUCUUCAUUGUUUAUUGCAAUAGAAUUGAGUAUAUAACCUUUGGUUAUGGUUAUACUAGUAUUUGCCAGUCAAAUGUUGAUUGACUUUGGGCAACUCCUGAAGUGUAUUUGUGAGUAAGAGGAUAAUUAGAGAUUUUUGCCUGGGAGGUAGUUUUUUGGAGGACUAUGGAUUGAUUUUUAGGCUGGAAAUGACUGCAAGGACAUGGUGCAUGGAGAAGCGCAUAGUUUCUGGUCUGUUCCAGUGCUGGAACAUCACAAUAUAGUAGGAGAAGCCUUUUGUACUGUGGUUAUAUCCUGCUUUGCCGGUUCAAGGAUCACGUGCAAUGUCUCGCUGCUUUCCAUUUCCUCCUCCAGGAUAUGAAAAGAAGGCUAGAUUCGAGGAUACGGAGUUGCUAAAAAAGGCAUUAUCACUUGGGGAAAAAUGAAAUUCUGAAGAGAGUUUGUACUCAACAAAUUUUUGAUAGAAUUGUAUGCAAACUUUGGUGCAAGGCACAAGAAAGUUUAUUAGGAUAGUUCAUGCUAAAUUUGGGAACUCCAGAAGACAACAAUGAAGAAGAAAGAUGACGCAUAUGGAGAUGUUGAAUAUGACUUUAGGUUGCGGUUUAACAGGGAUACUGUUGCAAUAUAUUUCGGUGGAAACUCUGAUGCAUGUCAAAGAUGGUACAAGGAACAUAUAUCAAUUGAUAUGGAAAGCAAGGACAAAUUUACUACAGGAGAAGCCUGAGGAGAAAAAGCACAAAAAGGACAAGGAGAAAAAAAAGAGAGUGGGUAAGGAGAAAAGGGAUAAAGAUAGAAGUAAAGAAAAACAAAGAGAAAAGAAGGAUCGAAAAGAGAAGCACAAAGACAAGGACAAGGAUAGAGAUAAAGAGAAAAACAGGACUUCAGAUGAGAAGAAAGUUGAAGGGCAGCCAAGCUUCUAUAAUGGACAAAAGUUGCGUUCAAACAGCCUGCAAAAUAAUGAGAUCAAGGAUUCUUUAUAUGUGCAGGAAUUGGCCAGAAGAAUUAAGGAUGAAGAUAAGGCAUCGGGAAGCCAAAUGCUGCAUAAGGUUGUUGCUACAAAUCGAAGAGGAGGUGAGGUGCAGGGAAUGGUUGUGGAGGGAAAUGUUGGUAAUCAACCUGAGGAAAAAGGAAAUUUUAAUAAUAGGAAUGAAGAUCAUAACGGAAUCAAUGGGCAAAAAAAUCAAUUUGACACCAGAGUUUUGGGACAAGGAAUUGUCAAGCUGGUGGAAAAGAAGCAUGCUGAGAAGCAAACGGAGGGAAAAGAGAUGGGCAAACACAAGGAAAGUGAUGGUAAGGGUGACAAGCACAAAGGCAGAGACCAGGAGAAGCAUAGGAAAAGAAAGGAUAAAGACCGGAAUAAGGAAGAGGAAGAGGAGGAGGAGAAAGUGAAGGAGAUAACUGAACCAAAUAAGAAGCUUAAAUUAAAAGAAAAUGUCCCUCAACUGGAAGAGGGUAGCAAGGACCCACUAGAUUUCCGAAAUCACAAAGCAUCAGACACAAAUCCUGCUACUGAAGGAAAUCUGGGAAAAAGAAAGGAGCUUGGAAAAAAUGGAUAUUUACUUGACAAUGGGAGUCGGCCUAAUAAAUUUCCAAAAUCUUCAUCUUCUUUUUCACUUGCUGAAAAUGGAAAGAAACUGGAACAGUGCCGAACUAUUAUUCAGUCAUCUGAAAAGCAGGGGUUAGCUAAUAAUCAUAAAGUGGAUGUCAAGAAACGGAAGCUUAAUGGAUUGAUAGCUGCUCAACAGCCCAAUAUAUGCUCAACAAAGCCUUCGCCCGUUGACAUUCUGGCUUAUGAGAAUGGUGAAACUCCUUCAAAACCACAUCCUGACAUGAAAAAUCUGAGUCAGAUACUUUAUAUACCAGAAAUGGAGAAGUGGCCUGAUGAUGAUGACCAGGAAUGGCUGUUCAGCAGUAAUUAUUCAGAGUCAAAAAAACCCAGCAGUGGUUAUCCUGUGGCUGAUGGAAUGCUGCAAGUAUGGGCAGAAGCUCUUCGGAUAGACUCUGCAGACAUUUCAGCACUGCCCUACGUCAUUCCUUACUGAUUUAGUACUAAAUCAAAAGGAGUAUCCCUUCUAAAAUUCCCUGGGUGGCUGUUAGCCUCUAGGGAUCACUGGGGAGGUAUGCUGGCAUCUGGGUCUUGAGAUUAUUGGUCUGCUCGCGGAUGUUCUUUCAUUGUUUGCCCAUCCCAGAUCAGUUUGUUAAGGAUUGUUGACUGACUUGUACUUGCUUAGAACAGCCACCAUUGGGUUUUCAUCCGAAGAAACUUUCCUCGAGUGAACUGGUGAGAUAAAAGGACAUUGGACCUAAAAGUUUGAGAUGGUUAGUUCUGAUUUUUAUUAGCUUUAGAGCUAAAACAUAUAGGUUAGGUGAGAGUUGCAGCGUUCCCGUGGGCAGUGUUCGCACAUAUUUUUUAUGCGUAAUGAUUGAUGGUAUACGUAUUUGUAAAGCUGGAGGGCAAAAUGAAAUAGGCAAACCAAUUCAUCUGUGAACUUAUGGUUUUUCUCGUCUUUUUGAAUGUAGGAUAGCAAAAUUUUCUCUUGGUUUUUCUCUUGUUUUUAAGGACUAAGAAAUAAUAUUUUCAAUUUACUUUCUUUCC
Molecule: messenger RNA, 3694 nt
Organism: Manihot esculenta (cassava)
Lineage: Eukaryota; Viridiplantae; Streptophyta; Magnoliopsida; Malpighiales; Euphorbiaceae
Product: myb-like protein X
Exons: 5
Coding region: 1659-3140 (493 amino acids)
Source: RefSeq, a predicted model, not a curated record